Molecule: messenger RNA, 336 nt
Organism: Felis catus (domestic cat)
Lineage: Eukaryota; Metazoa; Chordata; Mammalia; Carnivora; Felidae
Gene: TFF1
Product: trefoil factor 1
Biological process (GO): maintenance of gastrointestinal epithelium
Source: RefSeq, marked provisional
CAUGGAGCCCAGGGUUAUCUGCGUCCUGCUGUUGGUCUCCACACUGGCCCUCAGUUCCUUGGCCCAGGUCCAGCUGGAGACGUGUGUCGUGGAUCCUCACAAGAGGACGAACUGUGGCUCCCCGGGAAUCACGCCCUCCCAGUGCAAAGAUAAGGGCUGCUGCUUCGACAACACUGUGCGUGGAGUCCCGUGGUGCUUCUUCCCCGUGGCCGUGGACAACCCUCCCGAAGAGGAGUGCUCCUUCUAGACGCGCUUCGGCCGAGCCUCGCCAGGAGCGGCCAUGGCCUCCCCGGUGGCCGGGAGCCCAGCCCUCGGGGCCUCCGCACCUGCACCAGC